UUGCAAAACUCCCGAGAAGGAGGGAGCUACUCUGCAAGCCUGCUGAAAAGAGGAGGACAAAAAAAACAAACAUUUAAAAACAGAAACCGAAGCAAAACCAACCAACGCCAAUCCUCUGAAACCUUCAUGUACUGGAAUACUUUUUUUGUAACGUUGAUAUUAUACUCUAUGUGAAGAAAGUAUUUAUACUUCAUUUUCUAUUUGCACUAACAAAACGGUACUUCAGAACUACUGAGAAUCUUUAUUUUUUACACAAAGAAAACAAUUAUCACACCCUGUGGAAGGACACCACUUCUACAAAAAUCAGCACUUUUUGCUUUGGAACAGUUUUUUUGUUUCGACUUCUGGUUAUUUCGCCAUCCCUGCUCUUGUUAACCACGGAUAAACAAAGCAGACCCAGUGGACACUCUCAAGGUCAGACGCAUCGAAUCUUCACGCACCCGGUCGACGUCAGCAGUCAGCUAUGCAGCUUGAAAUCCAAGUAGCUCUCAACUUCAUCAUCUCCUACCUGUACAACAAGCUCCCGAGGCGGAGGGUCAACAUUUUCGGCGAGGAGCUGGAGAGGCAGCUGAAGCAGAAGUACGAGGGACACUGGUACCCGGACAAGCCAUACAAGGGCUCUGGAUUCAGAUGCAUCCACGUCGGGGAGAAGGUGGACCCGGUUGUGGAGAAGGCGGCCAAAGAGAGCGGGCUGGACAUCGACGACGUCCGCAACAACCUGCCGCAGGACCUCAGCGUGUGGAUCGACCCCUUCGAGGUGUCCUAUCAGAUCGGGGAGAAGGGGCCGGUCAAGGUGUUGUACGUCGACGACAGCAAUGAAAGUGGAGCGAACAGCGGGGGGCUUGAUCUGGACAAGGAGAUCAAGAACAGUUUCAACCCCGACGCGCAGGUCUUCAUGCCCAUCAGCGAGCCUGUGAGCGGGGCGUCCCCCGGCUCCAGCUCCCCCUCUCCUCCCUUCGGCCACUCCGCCGCCGUCAGCCCCACCUUCAUGCCCCGCUCCACGCAGCCUUUAACCUUCACGACGGCCACCUUCGCCGCCACCAAAUUCGGCUCCACUAAAAUGAAGAGCAGCGGACGCGCCAACAACAACAACAACGGCAGCAGCGGCGGCGGCGGCGCCAGCAGUGCUGGGAACAAGGUGGCCCGUACCUCUCCCACCAACCUGGGCCUGAAUGUGAGCAGUCUCCUGAAACAGAAAGCCAUCUCCACCUCCAUGCACUCUCUGUACGGGCUGGGCCUCGGCGUGCAGCCGCAGCCGCAGCCACACCAGAAGCCCUCAGCCCUGUCCCCCAACGCCAAGGAGUUUGUGUUCCCCAGCCUUCAGGGCCAGGGCAGCCAGAGCGCCCUCUUCCCCGGGGACAGCUCUCUCAGCCUCAGCCCGCUGCAGUACAGCAAUGCCUUCGACAUGUUUGCGGCCUACGGUGGCCUUAACGACAAGUCCCUUAUGGAUGGCUUGAAUUUCAGCUUGAACAACAUGCAGUAUUCUAACCAGCAAUUCCAGCCAGUUAUGGCCAACUAGUACUUAGUAAAGGUACUACUUAAGCUACUACUUCACACGGAAACGACCAGAGAUAAUGUGAUGGGGAGAAAAAACACAAAUGCACAUUUAGAAAAAAAGGAAAAAAAAAAACAAGAGGAGAAUGUCAUCGAUAAAAGGAAAAAAAAAAAGAGACUUGCCAGCUGUACGAUCUGUCACGAGUCUAAGAGCAUGAGCCCGAGGGUGAAUGACUUUGCCCCCUUGAGUUAUUUACCUUUAGUACGAGAUGUCCACGCUUGGUUAUCUAAACAUGCAUCAUUGUUUUUUUCUUUUGCCAACCAAGCACAAAACUAUUUUUUUUAUGUUACUGUUUUAAGAAUAUAAAAAAAAAAAAAAAAAAAAAAGAACACCACCACAAGUCAUGGCCUCUUUCAGUAUUUAAACAAAACUGGACACCGCCAAUUUUUUUUCAAGAAAUUGGCAUAAAUAAGUGGGAUUUCCUGGUCUUUUUUCUAAUUGUAUAAUUUAAUUUAGUACAGAGUUUGUAAAAUAUCAGAGUAUCUAUUGUUUCUACGACAUGGUAUUGCAUUUAUAUCUUUUUACUACUCCAGUGAUCUGUGAUGGCUGCAGCAACUUUAUGUUUUCUUUUUUUAUUGAAAUUAUAAAAAUGAAUCCAUCUUUGAAAAAAAAGAAAAAAAAAAAAAAACAUUGACUAUUCUAAAGAUUGUGUACAGAAUAUUCCGUAGUGGUGGGAUUUAAGAAUAUUUGCUUUUUUUGAAAAAACAUAAGAGUUGUAUUUUCUGUUAAGAGUUUAAAGAUUUUUGCUAUAUUAUGGACAAAAUGUAAUCGUAUAUUAAUUUUGUACCUACAUUGUGCAAUACUUGAUAAAAAAACAAACGGUAUAACAAAGUAUUUGGAGUCAGUGUCUUACAUGUUAAGAGGGACUGAUAGUUUAUUAAGUUUGUAUUAAAAAGCUUGAAAAUAA
Messenger RNA from Labrus mixtus (cuckoo wrasse), 2462 nucleotides. RefSeq names its product protein Tob1-like. Lineage: Eukaryota; Metazoa; Chordata; Actinopteri; Labriformes; Labridae. The transcript is spliced from 2 exons. Gene Ontology annotation, cellular component: nucleus; cytoplasm. The record is from RefSeq and is a predicted model, not a curated record. The coding region runs from base 464 to 1519 and encodes 351 amino acids. Gene Ontology annotation, molecular function: transcription corepressor activity. Gene Ontology annotation, biological process: regulation of gene expression.